This is a messenger RNA of Gaeumannomyces tritici R3-111a-1, 986 nucleotides long. RefSeq lists its product as hypothetical. The record is from RefSeq and is a predicted model, not a curated record. Bases 103 to 762 code for a protein of 219 amino acids. Gene Ontology annotation, cellular component: cytoplasm. The transcript has a single exon. Lineage: Eukaryota; Fungi; Ascomycota; Sordariomycetes; Magnaporthales; Magnaporthaceae. Gene Ontology annotation, molecular function: glutathione transferase activity; glutathione binding.
CGAACCUCGGCUCUCCCUUGCUCGCAUGACUCUCGACAUCCCACCUCGCCAUCUUCUCCCCUCCUCUCUCAACAAGCCGUCCGCAAGACCAAAACAGCAACGAUGAAACUCUACACAUUCCCGGAUCCCGCGCCUAACCCGCGGCGCGUGAGGCUCUUCUGCGCCGAGAAGGACAUCGAGGUCGAGUCGGUGAUGCUCGAUCUGAUGAAGGGUGAGCACAAGUCGGCCGACCUCCUGGCGCGCAACUCGCUCGGCCAGCUGCCGGUGCUCACGCUCGACGACGGCAAGACGCACAUCGCCGAGACGGUGUCCAUCUGCCGCUACCUGGAGGGGCUGCACCCGGACAAGGGCCCGCGCCUGUUUGGGAGCACGCCGCUCGAGCAGGCCCAGGUCGACAUGUGGAUCCGGCGCGCCGAGUUCCAGGUCGGGCAGCCCAUCGCCAACUUCUGGAGGCACGCGCACCCCUUCACGGCCCGGGUGGUCGAGCAGCACAAGGCGUUUGGCGAGUCGAACCGCGCCGCGCUGGUAAAGGCAGUGGCCUGGCUGGACAAAGAGAUGAGCGACGGCCGGGAGUGGCUUGCGGGCGCCUUCUUCUCCAUGGCCGACAUCGCGGCCGUCACCAACAUCGAUUUCGCCACCUACAUCGGGAUGGCGCCGCUCGGCGACGAGGGCUCCGGGCCCCAGCACGUUCGGGCCUGGCACGCGCGCGUCAACGCGCGCCCGGCGUUUGUGGCCAAGCCGAACGUGACUCCGUCGCUGUAGGCGCCAUUAUAUCGACUAUGGGCAGCGCUUGCCCGGGUAGAAGCUGGGCCAAUCGAUAGAUGGGGCGAGGGUACAUUCAUUUUGGGAGGUCGUCAGUCCGCCUUGCGAUGGGCAACCACGCGGCUCCGUCAAUCCGGGUGUGCCUAGAUAGCCUAGAUACGGGCAUCACCGUUAGAUCAAAAAUAGCAAGAGCGCUUUGUGCCACCAACAUAUCUGAUACCCAG